Molecule: messenger RNA, 1400 nt
Organism: Hibiscus syriacus
Lineage: Eukaryota; Viridiplantae; Streptophyta; Magnoliopsida; Malvales; Malvaceae
Product: receptor-like protein 44
Exons: 1
Coding region: 396-1199 (267 amino acids)
Molecular function (GO): protein binding
Source: RefSeq, a predicted model, not a curated record
UCUCUUCCUCUCACUUUGGCUUCAAUAUUUUUAUCAAUUACUCUUUCACUUUCACCAACACCGCAUUACCUCUCUCUCCUUCUGCCUCUCUAACGUGCGCCGGUAAAGUAAAAACAACUUUUAUUCAACAACACAGCUUCUUCUUUCUUCUCCCCCCUCUGUUCUUCCCUAAUUCCGGUGAUACUUGUUCCACUAAAAAAGACCCGUCUUUUUAACCCUUUACAUUCCCUUGUCAUCUACUAAUGUUUUUUCAUCUUCAUAAUCAGAAGUGUAUCGUAUCAGAAGGCCAACAAAGAGUCCUUUAAAAACCAAAAGAUCCUGGAAUUCAGGGGUGGAAGGAAAAGGUUGAAGCUUGAGCUCAAAGACCAACCUUUUAUAAAAAAGAAACUAUUACAAUGGUUAUGCUGCUUCUCUUGCUGCUAACGUGCGCCGCAGUUCCAUUGGGUUCAUCAGAUCCAAACGACGAGGCGUGUUUGACUCACCUGAGCCAGACUUUGAGAGACCCAUUAAAGAACCUGAGGAACUGGACUAAGUCGACCUUCGCAAACCCUUGUAGCGGAUUCACGUCUUAUCUGCCUGGUGCCACUUGUAACAAUGGCCGAAUCUACAAGCUUUCCCUCCCCAACCUCUUCCUCCAGGGUUCCAUCUCACCUUUCCUUUCCAACUGUACUAAUCUCCAGUCGCUCGACUUGUCUUCAAACUCUAUCUCAGGACCCAUCCCCCAAGAUUUUCAAUACCUGGUCAACCUGGCAGUGUUGAAUCUAUCGGCGAAUCGUCUUGAAGGAGAGAUCCCACCACAGAUUACAUUUUGUGCUUAUUUAAACGUCAUCGAUCUUCAUGACAAUUUGCUCACCGGUCAGAUUCCUCAACAGUUAGGCCUUCUAGCUCGUUUAUCGGCUUUCGAUGUGUCUUACAACAAGCUGUCGGGGCCAAUACCGGCCUCUUUAGGAAACAGGAGCGGAAUUUUGCCCAAGUUCAAUGCCACUUCUUUUGAAGGAAAUAAGGAUCUUUAUGGAUACCCUCUGGCACCGAUGAAAAGCAAAGGAUUAUCUGUUCUAGCCAUUGUUGGAAUCGGAUUGGGAAGUGGACUUGCUAGUUUGGUGCUUAGUUUCACUGGAGUUUGUAUUUGGUUGAAGAUUACAGAGGAAAAGAUGGCUGCCGAAGAAGGGAAAGUUAGUCAACUCAUGCCCGAUUAUUGAAACCCUUCAAUCUGGGAUUAACAUGUUUAUUGAAGAUCACCGAGUUAAAAUGAAAAGCCCGAAAAAUUUUACAGGUAUGUAUUAUUUAGAGUUCUCUCCUUUUUGGAGAGGUUUUCUGGGUAGCUUUUAUUUCAUAAUCUUCUUUUAGGUGAUAUAAUAUUUAUUUUCAACAAUCAUCAUCAACAAUGUAUAAAGCAAUUC